GAUUGUCAAUCUCAAAAUAGUGAAACAGCGGGGUGCCGGUGUGAUCGAGCCACCACAGUGACAGGGGACCAUGACAGACCUCAAAACGAUCAAAGAGCAAAAAUAUGAUCGACAGCUCAGGUUGUGGGGGGAUCAUGGACAAGAAGCACUUGAAAAUGCCCAUGUUUGCCUCAUCAAUGCCACUGCAUCUGGCACUGAAAUACUCAAGAACCUUGUGCUGCCAGGCAUUGGAGCUUUUACCAUAGUUGAUGGACACAAAGUGUCAGGGGAGGAUGUUGGGAACAACUUUUUUCUCAGUAACAGCAGUAUUGGAAAGAACAGAGCUCAGGCUGCUACUGAACUGCUGCAGGAGCUCAACAGAGAUGUGUCUGGAAACUUUGUGGAGGAGAAUCCUGAUAAACUUUUGGACAAUGACAGGGAGUUUUUUAACAGAUUUAGUCUGGUAAUUGGUGUCCAGCUUCCAGAAAGCACAUGUUUGAGGCUGGGCGCUGUGUUAUGGGAGGCUGGUGUGCCAUUCCUUGUGUGUAGGACAUAUGGACUUAUUGGUUACAUGAGGCUGAUUGUGAAAGAACACACAGUGGUUGAGUCUCACCCAGAUAAUGCUUUAGAGGACCUGAGACUAGACUAUCCAUUCUCAGAGCUCAAAAACCAUGUAGAGUCCUAUGACCUGGACAACAUGGAGAAGAAGAAUCACAGUCAUACACCAUGGAUCAUUGUGGUUGCUAAAUACUUGGAAAAGUGGUGUAGUGAGCACAACUCUCAGUUACCGAAGAAUUAUAAGGAAAAGGAAGCUUUCAGACAACUCAUCAGAGAAGGAACUCUUAAGAAUGAGAAUGGAACGCCUGAGGAGGAACAGAACUUUGAGGAAGCAAUCAAGAAUGUGAACACGGCUCUGAACCCCACCAAGGUCUCUAGUGCAGUGGAGGACAUAUUUAAUGCUGAGCAGUGUGAAAACAUUACCUCACAGAGCCCAUCCUUCUGGGUUAUGGCUCGUGGGGUGAGGGACUUUGUGCGAAAUGAGGGGAAUGGAAACCUCCCUGUACGAGGAACCAUCCCAGACAUGAUUGCUGAUUCUGACAAAUUCAUCAAUUUACAAAACAUCUAUAGAGAGAAAGCAAUGACGGACGCAGCAAGAGUGUCCAAACAUGUUGAAUCUUUUCUACAAUCAGUUGGAAAGCCUCCAGAGAGCAUCUCCGAACAGGAAAUAAAGCUCUUUUGUAAGAACGCAGCAUUUCUUAGAGUGGUGCGGUGCAGGUCUCUGGCAGAGGAGUACUGCGUAGACACUUUCAAUAAAGAUGAAAUCACAUCCUGUAUGGACAGCCCUGACAGUGAGAUGGUGCUCUAUCUCAUGCUCCGCUCAGUCGACCAUUUCUAUAAGCAACACUCCCGUUACCCAGGUGUCUAUAAUUACCAGGUGGAAGAAGACAUUAAUAAACUCAAGCAGUGUGUAAACAGUCUUCUACAGGAGUACAGUCUAAGUGUCAAUGUGAAAGAUGACUACAUCUAUGAGUUCUGCCGUUAUGGAGCUGCUGAGCCACACACAAUCGCAGCUUUUAUGGGAGGAUCAGCAGCUCAAGAAGCCAUUAAAAUCAUCACACACCAGUUUGUACCUUUCAACAACACAUUCAUCUAUAACGCCAUGUCACAGACCUCUGCUACUUUUCAGCUGUAGAGCAAUCUUCCCCAUCUGUUUUUUCAUUCCUUUAUCAAAGUGUUGCCCUGCUGAAGCCACAAAACGUAUUUCAGUUCAAUUUUUGCAUCAAAGGGGUGCUCAAGUUUGUUUAUACUUAUAUUGAUUGAUGGUGUUGCACUUAGAUCACACCAGAACUGAUGCUGCAUACUGAAUAAACUGUGUAUCUUCAAAGCUUUUGUGUGGGGUUUGAGUACUCUGCUCACAUGGAUGAAUAUGGUUAAACAGCAGAUUGAAUGUCUCCCUUGUGUCACCAGUGCAGUGGUUUAAGUAUUAUAAUGUAAAACAAGUCUGUUGUUAUGAAGUCACGGUCAUGAACUAUGGUGACAAGGCUCAUCUGUGCAGCCCGGCUAAAUGUUACAUUUAGGCACAUAGCAUGACCAGUUUUGGCAGUCAGCUGCCUGAAUAAAAAUAAACGCAGCCUGGCAAAACAAUUCAUAAAUGUCCGCACCAGCAAUUUAGCUGUUAUAUGGUUUUCUUUUUGGGUCGUUCCCUCUGCCAGUAAUCAGAUGAUGUGCCCAGCUUACAUUGUAGUAUGAUAUAACUGUGUGACAUUUUUACAUAGUAGCUGGAGAACUACUGUUUAUGUCAUAUCAUUUUUACUAUACGUGUCCCUGCUGUCCUAAGGUCUUUCUGUGGUGAGCUGCUGUUGUUUGUUUGAGUAGAUUACAGAGUUAUUUCCUGCUGUAGGGUGGAGUGCUGUGUUUCUAUGGCCUGUCUAAAAGCAGAGUGCAUUCUGUGGUUUGAAGAGAAUAGCUAGGUUUUCCUCAUGGGGAGUCUAGACGGAGGAAAAGACACAAUAAGUAGCACAUAAACUUGUUCUAUUUUCAACCAUCCUUAAAUCUUGUAUCCUCUUUGAAAGCCCUCUUAGUUUAUCCAGGAAUACCACUCCUCUCUGUACAUUCAUGUGUGUUUUAAAGCCCAAAUCCAGUGGAGGGCACCCAUCCCCUUAAUUUUUUGUUUGCAUGCACAUUCCAUCGAAGAGUGAAUAAUUCAUAGCUGCAGGCUCUCUUUAAAUUGAUCUGUCAAGCAGGACAAUGUUAAUAAGGAACCAGUCCAUUUUGAUCAGUUACUACUUCAUUGUUUUCACAGAAGCUGAUUCUUUAAAAUGUUAAUAACAUUCUCAUCUCACUAACUUAUAAAUAGAUGACGAGUUAUGAAACUUUUCUGUGACACGUGAGGAUAGUCCUCUCUAUCUAGGCCGUGUUUAUGAAUGCUGAAGGAUUGUUGUGUUCUGCCAGCAGCUUUUUAAACCGAAUGGAAAUUGCCCAAAGGAGAUUUACCCAUUCUGGACCGAAUGUGACAUUGAAAGUAUAUCAAGUCUUUCCCUAUUCAUCUAGCAAAUCGAACCGAAGCCUCUUUUUGCAAUACAACUUACCUGUUUGGUAUCCAUAUUCAUUGUUCCCUUUGUACCGCAAUGACUGUUUUUGUAAAAGUUCAUGACCUUGGUUCUCUCAGUAGCUAAAUUAGAUUUUUAGUCAGGCUUAUUACCUGCUGUAAAUAGGAAAUUCACUUUUACCACCUCACCAAUAUUGGCUCAGCUUGCUGGUUCUGCUAGACUAAUAAACAUACGGAAGUUCAGUUUCACAUGGUUAUGUGUUUUUUAUAGGAUUGCCUUUUUCCACAACAUAAAGCCUGCUGUAAUAUGGAUGAACAUUAAAAUGGACUGAAUCUUUGUCCCUCAGUAGCAGCUGUAAACAUAUAGGUACAAAAAAAUCAUAAACUCUUUAGCAUCUUUUUUUUUUCCAGUUAGUUUUGCUCAAGUCUCUCUUUUCUUAGACGUUUAGACUUAGACAUUUCUCUCUAAAUUCUUCCAAGACUAAUUUAACUAAUGCUAUCCACUGCAACUGAAUAGCUCUAUAUUUUACUCUAUAUUUUCUAUAUGUCAGUGAUUGACCGAUUUGUUUCUUGAGACAAUAUUGAUGCUUAAAUGAGACAUUGAGAGCUACAUGUAAGAGCUCCAUUAGGUCUCCUGAGCUAAAAAUGACAACCUCUGAACAAUAGGAUUUUCCUUUGGGGUGGAAGAAGAUAAGGAACACCAGAGAGCCAUAGAUCCAAAAUGUGAAGAGGAGAAGGAAGUUCAGUCCUGGAGUCCAGUGUGCCAUGCAGCUGUAUCAACAUGGCCAAAGCGUCAAGUGGAGCAAACCAUUACAAACAUGUCAAUGUGGUUUCAAUUAGAUUAAUGCGUUAUCUUUGCAACAGUUCCCCACCUAAUGCUCUUUCCCUCACUGUGCAUACUAUUUAAAAGGCUGCCACUCACGUUCUUUGUGCAAUUAUUAUCUUAACAACACUGUCUAAAUGUUCCUGUUUUUCAACUGGUAGUGCAUUGCGGUAGCAACUUCAAGGUUUGAUUUCUAGGGAACACAUAUACCCAUAAACUUUAUAACUUGAAUGCGCUAUAAGUCGCUUUGGAUAAAAGUGUCUGGCAAAUGAAUUAAUAGAAAUGAACAAUUUGGAAUAUCCCUGAGAACAUCUAUGAACUAUAAUGUGCUAUGCUUUAAGACACAACAGGUUGACAUCUACGCAUGUUCAGUUUUGGGUAGAUUACUUCCAAAAUGUAAUCUGGUACUGAUUACAAAUUGCACAACAAAAAUUGUAUUCAGUAACAUAGUCCUUAAGGUUACGCUUUUAGGUUGUCUAUUAUGAUAAAAAAAAUUUAUGAAAAUCUAAUUUUAAGAGUAUUUAAGUGCCAGUUUAAACUCUUUUAAUGUAAUGUAAUCUAAGUACCUGGAUUUGUAAUCUUAUUAUGUAACCCAGAUUACAUGUAGUCUAUUACUGUCUUUAUAUUACUAUGCAUUAUUCAUUUCCACCGAGAUCUCCACAGGCUUUGCAUAAUGUUCUUCAGGUAGUUACCUGAAAGUACUUUACAUCCUCACAUGAAGCUGUCCCGAACCUAGAUAUCCAUGUCAAGAAUCCAUUUCCUUUGGAUUCUGGCCGAACUGAUGAACAGGGCAGCACUUCAUCAUUGAUAUGGAUGACAGAAGCCCAGAACCAUUCAGAGGCGACACAGAGCCUCUCAUAAACGCCCUGCUAUACUAUCACUGCAUUUAUUCACAUGCAUACUACAUUCAUUCUCCGGUGUCUUAUCUGCCAUGUGAGUGGGAUUUUGGUGCAUUAUCUGACUCACAGGAGGAGGGGUGAACAAUAGAUGAGGUGGCCAUGUUUGUGUGGUCAGCCUUGUUAUGUGAAAAUCAAUGGGCCAAUUUUGAGCACUGACACAGCACAAGUGAUUUUUUUGUUCUAUCCAUUUUCUGUGAACCCAUUUUUCCAUGGCAUUCAAUAAAAGCUCAAAUGAA
Myxocyprinus asiaticus (Chinese sucker) is the source of this 4986-nucleotide messenger RNA. RefSeq names its product NEDD8-activating enzyme E1 regulatory subunit-like. NCBI's taxonomy places the organism in Eukaryota, Metazoa, Chordata, Actinopteri, Cypriniformes, Catostomidae. The transcript is spliced from 20 exons. The record is from RefSeq and is a predicted model, not a curated record. Gene Ontology annotation, biological process: protein ubiquitination; protein neddylation; DNA damage response. The coding region runs from base 71 to 1672 and encodes 533 amino acids. Gene Ontology annotation, molecular function: NEDD8 activating enzyme activity; ubiquitin activating enzyme activity. Gene Ontology annotation, cellular component: nucleus; cytoplasm.